CUGCCAGACCCACUUGUUUAGAAUUAGGGAAAGGUUGUGGUGUGGGUUAAAAUUCAGCCCUUCACAACAUUUAUCCUGUGCUUCAAAAUGAUGCCUAAGGAUAGCCAGUGCAUCUCAUCAAUAUAAGAUAAGUUGGGAGUAAGAACAUGCUCCGCUGUGAGGCUUUUUUUCUUUUCAUUUUACAAUCCGUGCCUUCCCUUCUUUUGAAAAUUAAAUAUAAUUUUGGAGUUACAGAGCCUAUAAAUGGAGUCGUGGAAUGAAUAAGUAAGCCAGCAUAAAAGUAGGGUUCAAUGGCUAUGAUGGCAAUCAGCAAGAAUCUGCACUAACAAUACCCUGCUGACUACAGAGAGGACACAGCACAGGACUCUGCUCCCAUUUAUGUGAAGAAAAUUAUAUUUGAAUUGAAAUGGAGAAAGAUAAAAGGUUUGCACAGGGGAGUUUAAUACUGAGGCUGACAGAGAUCCAACCCACAAUCACGUACAGGUACCUGGAUAAAAUAAAAUAUUGAAUGGCAAGAAUAACUGGAAAGCUUGACGACAGUGAGUUGAAGGACAAUCUGGCAACUGAACGAGCAACGGGAGGAAUGACACACAAAACAUAGACAGGAAGUACAAAAACAAAUUGGGAAACAUGAAGGGAGGGCCUUGUUCUCCUCUCCGCCGCCAAGAGUAGCAAAGGCAGAGAAGAGUGGCUUCUCUGGCUGUGGUGGUGCAGGAAUGCGGAUAUGAUGAAAAUGUUUUAGACGCAGCUAUCCUCAGUAAACUACCGCCACUGAGCGUCGAGGGCGUCGCGAGGAUUAUUAUUCAUUUUUUUGCACGUCAACAACAUCUGGACAGAGCAGAGACCCGGUUACACUGCCAGCUAAACUUACGGAAAAGUUUUUGGACUCGAAGCUGCUCCUUCACCCAGUUUCCUUUCUCUUCCUAACGUCUCGGGAAACGAGUUGGAGGAAGCGAGGAUGGGAGUAAAUCACUUCUGAAGCACCGGAGUUGUCAUGUUUGAAAGCCUGUGCUGAUGAUGAGGCGUUGGUUUUCACAGCAUUGAAGGCUGAGGACAGGGAGAAACUACUUCUGCUGUUUUGUUUCCCCAAAAAAGACGACUGUCUCAUGUCCAAGGAGACUGUCCUUCAUCCGGAUGGGCUGGCAGAGCCAGCGAAGGGCCCAGGGCAGGAGACAAGUCCCCUGCUGUCAGCCACACACGAUGCUCGUGACAAUGAAUCAUCAGGGAGAACAUCAUCUCCCAGGAAACCAGCCGCUGAAGGACCGAGUCACGUGACGGAGGAGAAGCCUAAUUAUUGCGAGCCUGUAAGAACUCAACCCCAGUCUGAGUCUAAGCCAGUGCCCACAGAGACUGCUGAAGAAGACACUGCCAAGGAUCAAAAUGGCUUUCACCAUAGCACCGCUGGCACACCCGUGCUGAAUAAUGGCAACGGAAUCCACCCCGGCGGAUCGCAGGCCACGCGGACGUGUUCCUGUGGUGCAACCAUCAGCACGAACGCCACGGGCGGGUCACGUCCUGGCUCAGGGGCAGCGACUGCUACUCCAAUGACAGAGCAGCCCAGGAAGCAACCGUCCACGCCUGUGUCGCAGAGGAUGCAGAGAAAAUUGCGGUCCAGCCUGUCGGUGAACAGCGACAGCAGCCGACGCAGCAAAGGGAGUUCAACAGGGUCACAGAAACCUCCUUUACCUGAAGACUGCUGCGUUCACUGCAUCUUGGCCUGCCUUUUCUGUGAGUUCCUGACGCUUUGCAACAUGGUGGUGGCCCAGGCCUCAUGUGGCGCAUGCACAUCAGAGGUUUGCUGCUGCUGCUGCUGCACCGACGAUCUGGGCGACGACUGCAACUGCCCCUGUGAUAUGGACUGUGGCAUAAUGGAUGCUUGCUGCGAGUCCUCAGAUUGCCUGGAAAUCUGCAUGGAGUGCUGCGGCAUCUGCUUCCCCACAUAGACAGGCCUGUGUUGGUGUGGACCAGGGUGAUAAGCAAGACCCCGAAUGAAAGUAUUAGAAGGAAGCUGCUGCUGCUGUCACUUUGGAAUUCAGCAAAGGAUAGAGGAGAAAAUGUGCACGGUGGUUGGCGUAUGUUUUCGUGAAGGUCCUGUUUUUUGUGUGCCUGACUUUUCAGUAUGUGCAAACUAGCCUGGUUUGUAAAGCAUGCUUUGAAAGAUGGAUUUCAACACUGGGCUUCUCCAUCUAAACCAUCCAGAUAUAUGAACUCGUCAGUUAAAUCUUCAGCGUAUUGUAAGUAUUCCAUCUGUUGCUAAAAGCAGUAUAGUAGAGAUUUGAUUGUUACAUCAGGAAUGCUGUCUAAUUGUAUCACAUCUUGCUUCUAUUUAGUCAUUUUGGUGACUGACAUGUUGCAUUUACAAAAUAACAUUUAUUCUGUUUUCAUUUUAAAUACUUUGUUUUUUUUAUUAUCAGAAACUUAGAUUUGCAGUCUUUACAACACUGUAAAAACUUUAUGUGAUGGUUCAUACAUUCUUCAUUGCAUACUGUACUUCUGCGAGACAGACUUCUAUUUAGACAUAUCUACUGUAGUACUGUAGAACAGUUGAAACUGGUGAAAUGUUUAAGGUGAAUCAGGACUUCCCAUUAUCUGCUACUUUCUGCCACUGAAGGUAAGGGUGACAUUACAUUUCUAUUUUAAGCAUUUUGUAAAUGCUGGAAACGUUUAUUAUUUUAUACAGAGGGUCGUAAUUGUCUGCAAUAUUUUACCAGGUGUUUUAAUGGUUGGGAUGUAUUAUUUCACUAAAAAGUGUCAUCUCACACCUGAUUUGGCAGUGUUUGAAGCCUUGGGUUUACUGGAAAUACAGUGCAGUUACUUUUUUAUAUCAAGAAGCUCUUAAUAAUCUGCAAUAAGAUGUACAAUGUGUGUGGCUUUUAUUUCUAUGAGAGUCCUCCUCUAAUGUUAGCCGUCAAUGAAUAGGCUUAGCCGGCCUUUUCUUUGAUGCUAUUUUGCAUUCAUACUGUGGAAGUAUGACUUGUUGAACUGCACUCUGUUCACGAGGGCUGUGAUAAGGAAUUAAAAAUGGUGACCCUAGUUGCCACUUAAGCCGCUUUUGGGUAUCAAGCCCAGAGAGUGAAUGCGCAAAAAAAAAAAAAAUGUUAUCAUGAACUGUCAUUUUUUUUAAAAAAAAUUGUAAACCAAAGCAGGGUAAAAGCAGUUUCCUUCUGUCUCUCUUUUUUUCUCAUCCUUAAUUCUGUGUAUCUCGAGAUGAGUUUGUAGUGAAUCACCAGCAGAGUCAUUUUCUUGUCUUGGAGAUCCACUUUGAUGUUGUUUAAGUGGUGAUGCUUAAAGCUGGCCCUCAUUAGCACUGCUUACUAAAUGGUAACAAAAAAAAUAAAAACGGUCCCUUCCUAAUGGCAUCAAAGAUAAUGUGCUGUCAUGUACGGCUCGUCUUAAUGGCACACUGUUAUGUGUAUAAAGAGGCUGGAUGGGCACCUCUUCAGUAGAUAAUGUGCAGAAAGUAAACCUCAUUUUCAUGUUUAUGAUUAACUCAAAGCAGGAGUUUGUUACAGGCUAAGGAGUGUCAAGAAAACACUAUAUAGAUAAUGUGAAGAAUUUAUCUUUAAAUAAAAGAAAAAGUAUACAGUAUGUAGUCGUCGUCUUGCACAAUACUGUUAUGCUUUAUGUUGUGCUUUUUUCCUCGAUUCUUUCCAUUUCCAUCUGGAUACAUCAGCUCAUUUAAUUGUCUUCCAAUACCUUGAAAUUCAAUGAAAGUUUUUUUUUUUUUUAAAUAAAACUUUACUUAAAAUGAUGAUUGUUUUGAUCUUCUUUUUCUAAAAGAUCAGAGUUUAAUGUGCGCCAGCUCUUUAUCAUAUUCCAGUUGUGCAACAUGUGACUAACACGUCUGCCUUCAUUUCACGUUUGAGUCUUUUGUAAAGCCGUUUGCCACAUAGUCCUGAUUCACCACCCAUUUCCUCAUAUUUUGCGUCCAAGGAGCCAGACAUUCUUGUUAUUUAAAGAAAAAAAAAAAAAAAA
This is a messenger RNA of Oreochromis niloticus (Nile tilapia), 3975 nucleotides long. It is a transcript of the gene mdfic, whose product is annotated as MyoD family inhibitor domain containing. The transcript has 8 exons. Lineage: Eukaryota; Metazoa; Chordata; Actinopteri; Cichliformes; Cichlidae. The coding region runs from base 1107 to 1943 and encodes 278 amino acids. The record is from RefSeq and is a predicted model, not a curated record.